AUGAGGAUGGCAGGUGCUAUAAAGUUGGUGGUUGCUGUUGCAGUAUUUCUACUGACAUUUUAUGUUAUAUCUCAAGUAUUUGAAAUAAAGCUAGAUUCAAACUUAGGAAAUUUAUUUGCAAGGUCAGCAUUGCAGAUAGCUUAUACAAAACCUCCCAGAUAUAAAUGUGGGAUUUCAAAAGCUUGUCCAGAAAAACAUUUUGCCUUCAAAAUGGCAAGUGGAGCAGCGAAUGUCGUUGGCCCCAAAAUUUGCGUAGAAGACAAUAUUUUAAUGAGUGGUGUAAAGAAUAAUGUUGGAAGAGGAAUCAAUGUUGCAUUGGUAAAUGGGAAAACAGGAGAAGCAUUACGCACAGAAUACUUUGAUAUGUGGGGAGGAGAUGUGGCACCAUUUAUUGAAUUCCUUAAGUCUAUUCCAGAUGGAACCAUAGUUUUAAUGGGAACCUAUGAUGAUGGAGCAACCAAACUCACUCAUGAGGCAAGAUUGUUGAUCGCUGCAUUGGGAAGUACAGCUAUUGUUAACCUUGAUUUUAGAGACAAUUGGGUCUUCUGUGGUGGAAAAGGUAUUAAGACAAAAAGCCCCUUUGAACAGCACAUAAAGAACAAUAAGGAUACAAACAAAUAUGAAGGAUGGCCAGAAGUUGUAGAAAUGGAAGGAUGUAUCCCCCAAAAGCAAGACUGAAUAUGAAGAAUGUUAGAGAAAAUUGUCUUUAUGCUAUUGAUAAGAAUGCUAUGAAGGAGAUAUUACUAUGUACAUACUUUGAGAGAGUAUACAUUCAUCUUUUCAGUUAUGCAUGAGUACCAUCUCUUCCAAAAUCAAGAUUAUUUAUUGCUAACCUUAAAGAGUAAACUUUGUAAAUAAGUCCACCAUGAUAAACCUUUUCUAAGCUGUUGUCUCUCUAAAAGCACAGUAUUUAGAUUGCAUUAUGAUAAACAUCUCUAAGGUGUAGAAAUGUCUUUUUUUAAGCAUACAUAGUGAACAGAUUAUGAAAAAUGUUGUUCUAUUGUUUUAUAGAUAAAAAUGCUAUAAGAAUGUGGCCCUUGUGAAAACAGGUUUUGUUGGGGGGGGAACAAAAUGUUUUUUAAUAUGCUGCCCUUUUGAUGGCAGUUAUCAGUCUUUAAUAAAGAAGUAUUUGACUAGUUGUAUAUACUCUGGAAUUUUGCUUUGCAGUCUUAUACCCCUUCUACUCUACCUCACUUCCCUCCCUACCUUAUUUCCUCACCUCCCACGGAGACUUCUGGCCAAUAAAAGGAAUUUUUAAAAU
Messenger RNA from Gracilinanus agilis (Agile Gracile Mouse Opossum), 1261 nucleotides. It is a transcript of the gene FAM3C, whose product is annotated as FAM3 metabolism regulating signaling molecule C. The record is from RefSeq and is a predicted model, not a curated record. The transcript has 9 exons. NCBI's taxonomy places the organism in Eukaryota, Metazoa, Chordata, Mammalia, Didelphimorphia, Didelphidae. Bases 1 to 678 code for a protein of 225 amino acids.